This is a messenger RNA of Phyllostomus hastatus (greater spear-nosed bat), 1523 nucleotides long. It is a transcript of the gene GET3, whose product is annotated as guided entry of tail-anchored proteins factor 3, ATPase. Gene Ontology annotation, molecular function: ATP hydrolysis activity; ATP binding. The record is from RefSeq and is a predicted model, not a curated record. Gene Ontology annotation, cellular component: GET complex. The coding region runs from base 224 to 1234 and encodes 336 amino acids. The transcript has 7 exons. NCBI's taxonomy places the organism in Eukaryota, Metazoa, Chordata, Mammalia, Chiroptera, Phyllostomidae. Gene Ontology annotation, biological process: post-translational protein targeting to endoplasmic reticulum membrane.
AAGUUAAUUAUCAGGGGGCGUCUUUGAGGAAACAUAGUCGACAGAUUGACAAGGCAAACCCUAGAAAACGAAAACAUUGAAGAUAUAGCUUCUAUUCGCGCCUAAAAGUCAGGCUAAAGGGAGUUAACUCCGGUCCCUAGACCUGACGGAGAUAAGAUAAGGAAUUUCCCCUGUAGGUGCUUUGUGUGGUGCGCUCCGCUUGGUCACGUGAGCCGGUUCCAAGAUGGCGGCAGGGGUGGCCGGGUGGGGGGUUGAGACAGAAGAGUUCGAGGAUGCGCCUGAUGUGGAGCCGCUGGAACCCACUCUUAGCAACAUCAUCGAGCAGCGUAGCCUUAAAUGGAUAUUCGUCGGGGGCAAGGGUGGCGUUGGCAAGACCACCUGCAGCUGCAGCCUGGCAGUCCAGCUGUCCAAAGGGCGGGAGAGUGUUCUGAUCAUUUCCACAGACCCAGCCCACAACAUCUCCGAUGCAUUUGACCAGAAGUUCUCCAAGGUGCCCACCAAGGUCAAAGGCUAUGACAACCUCUUUGCUAUGGAGAUUGACCCCAGCCUUGGCGUGGCAGAGCUGCCUGACGAGUUCUUUGAGGAGGACAACAUGCUAAGCAUGGGCAAGAAGAUGAUGCAGGAAGCCAUGAGCGCCUUCCCAGGCAUCGACGAGGCCAUGAGCUAUGCGGAGGUCAUGAGGCUUGUGAAGGGCAUGAACUUCUCAGUGGUGGUGUUUGACACGGCGCCCACGGGCCACACGCUGAGGCUGCUGAACUUUCCCACCAUCGUGGAGCGGGGCUUAGGCCGCCUCAUGCAGAUCAAGAACCAGAUCAGCCCCUUCAUCUCACAGAUGUGCAACAUGCUGGGCCUGGGGGAUAUGAAUGCAGACCAACUGGCCUCAAAGCUGGAGGAGACACUGCCCGUCAUUCGCUCUGUCAGCGAGCAGUUCAAGGACCCUGAGCAGACGACUUUCAUCUGCGUGUGCAUUGCUGAGUUCCUGUCCCUGUAUGAGACAGAGCGGCUGAUCCAGGAGCUGGCCAAGUGCAAGAUUGACACACACAACAUCAUUGUCAACCAGCUUGUCUUCCCAGACCCCGAGAAGCCCUGCAAGAUGUGUGAGGCCCGCCACAAGAUCCAGGCCAAGUACCUGGACCAGCCCCCUGACCUCUGCCCUCUGCCCCCUGCCCUGGCCACAGAUGGAGGACCUGUACGAAGACUUCCACAUUGUGAAGCUGCCUUUGCUGCCCCAUGAGGUGCGUGGGGCAGACAAGGUCAACACCUUCUCUGCCCUCCUCCUGGAGCCCUACAAGCCACCCAGCGCCCAGUAACACCGCUGCCAGCCCCAGCUGCUACCAUUUCCACCCACCCUCCACCCCAUUGGGGCAGAGUUUGCACAGAGUCCCCCCCAUAGUACAGGGGGAGCCAUUUGGAAGGUGGGAGACAGGGAGGGGUUCUGUUCCCCCUGGUGGGGCUUGGGAGGCUGUAGCUGCCCCCACCUCUCCCCGCCUCUCGCACCUCAAUAAAAAUUAUCUUAAACCAUA